AGGCCACUAUCUACCCCGGGCUGGCUCGCCAUGGCCCGGCGGGGGCAGCGGGGGUAGCGGGGAGGCGGAGCCGCGCGAACCUUCGGGGCGCGGGCGCCGGGGGGCACCGAGCCAUGAGCUCCUACCUGGAGUACGUGUCGUGCGCCGGCGGCGGCGGCGGCGGGGGGCCGGGUGGCCAGGCGCUCAGCUUCGCACCCAAGUUCCGCCGCGCCGACGCGCGCCCCGGGGCCCUGCAGCCCGCCUUCGCCCUGGGCGGCGGCGACGGCGCGUUCGCCGGCUGCCUGCCCCUGGCCGCCGGCCGGCCCGCGCCGUCGCCCCCCGCGCCGCCCCCGGGCGCGCCCCGCUUCUCGCCCUGCACCCUGGAGGGCGCCUACGAGCGGGGCGCCGCGCCCGCCGCCGACUACGGCUUCCUGGGCCCCGGGCCGGCCGUGGAGCUCCCGGGCGCGCUGGCGAGGGCGGCGGACGGCGGCGGCGGGGCGCACGUCCACUACGCCACCUCGGCCGUCUUCUCCGGCGGGGGCCCCUUCCUGCUCAGCGGCCAGGUGGACCUCGGCGCCUUCGGCGAGCCCGGCCCCUUCCCCGCGUGUCUCAAGGAGCGCGCGGACGGCCAGCCCGGGCCCUUCCACGCUGGGUCCCCGGCCCCCGGAGCCUGUCCCAAGCCCGCUUCCCCCGCCUCCGGCCUCCCGGUGGCCUUCAGCACUUUCGAGUGGAUGAAAGUGAAGAGGAACGCCCCCAGGAAAAGCAAACUCUCCGAAUACGGAGCCGCAAGCCCCUCCAGCGCCAUCCGCACGAACUUCAGCACCAAGCAGCUGACAGAGCUGGAGAAGGAGUUUCAUUUCAAUAAGUACCUCACCAGAGCCCGACGCAUCGAGAUAGCCAGCUGCCUGCAGCUCAAUGACACCCAGGUCAAAAUCUGGUUCCAGAACCGUAGGAUGAAACAGAAGAAGAGGGAACGGGAGGGGCUUCUGGCGGCCUCUGUGGCCUCCCUUCAGCUGCCCCGGUCGGAAACAAGUCCCAGCAAAUCUGGCAGGAACCUAGGAAGCCCUUCUCAGGCUCAGGAGCCUUCCUGAGGUCCCUUCCUGAGGCUGAGGACCUUUGGUGUGCUGAAGGCAGACUGUCCCCACUCUUGUAUAGACUUAGGAGCUCAGCUUGGGCUGAAGGUGGGCGUGGGCAGAAAUUAGCACAGAUUUUACUUGGCAAAGGAACUGUCCAAAUUGGCUUAGAGUUCCAGAGGCCGUGUAUAGAGAUAUUAUUUUGAUAUCUCUUAUUUGCAUAUUUUAUUUUGGCUCAUCAGGGAAAAGGUGUCUGGCUACCAGCCGAAAGGCUUCUGUGUUAGUCAUGUGCAAAUCUUGGGUGCAGAGUGGCAGGCCGCUGAACUCUGUGAACCCUCCGAUGGGGCCAGAAAGGCACCUCUCUGGAGUUAUUUCAGGUUUGCUCUCCAGGACACGCUACAUGUUUUCGGCUUCUUGAGAUGACCAGGGCUGGUAGGCUCUCCUUGAUGUCGCUAUGCUGCUCCGAUGAUGAUCUUCUAGUUGCACUCCAGUUUGUUUGUUCAAAAUGGUCCCUACCUCUUCGUGUGCCUGCGUGAAGUGACAAUCGCUGUUUAGUUAGUAGCUGAACGAAUCCACAGGGCGGAUAGGACCUGAAUUAUACCUUGACAUCAGUUACUCAAACUUGAAUUGUAAAUACGUACAGUAUGUAUAUUUUUGAAAGAUUUGCUUGCAGUGAGCCUAUAUAUGACAUUUGAUGUCAGGCAUAGCAUGUAAAGGUUUGGACUCUUUUUUGUAAUAAAAGUUA
Messenger RNA from Meriones unguiculatus (Mongolian gerbil), 1797 nucleotides. RefSeq names its product homeobox D1 (gene Hoxd1). Gene Ontology annotation, molecular function: DNA-binding transcription factor activity, RNA polymerase II-specific; RNA polymerase II cis-regulatory region sequence-specific DNA binding. Gene Ontology annotation, cellular component: nucleus. Lineage: Eukaryota; Metazoa; Chordata; Mammalia; Rodentia; Muridae. The transcript is spliced from 2 exons. Gene Ontology annotation, biological process: regulation of transcription by RNA polymerase II. The record is from RefSeq and is a predicted model, not a curated record. Bases 114 to 1070 code for a protein of 318 amino acids.